Messenger RNA from Exophiala xenobiotica, 198 nucleotides. RefSeq lists its product as uncharacterized. NCBI's taxonomy places the organism in Eukaryota, Fungi, Ascomycota, Eurotiomycetes, Chaetothyriales, Herpotrichiellaceae. The record is from RefSeq and is a predicted model, not a curated record. Bases 1 to 198 code for a protein of 65 amino acids. The transcript is spliced from 2 exons.
AUGGCCAGGGUAUCACGCAUUCUGGACCCUCAGAAAUCAGGAGGGCAGAAGCUUCGUUCGACUUUCGACAAGCUCACCCCUGAAGACUUUGCCUCUGUUGCCGGCAACAAGGACGGCCUUGCCGACAAGGUCGCCGAGAAGUACGGCAUCUCCAAGGAGGAGGCCACCAAGCAAGUCAACGAAGCCUUCAGCAAGUAA